AUGCUGGCUCUGGUCUGUUACGAGAUCUACAAAAAGAACAAGGAUACCAAGGCGUUAUGCGUCGAAGAUGGCCUCAAGGAACCACCAACACCGAGGAAGAUGCCCAUCAUCGGCCACCUUCAUCUGCUUGGAGGAUACGAGGUGCCGUACCAAGCGUUCAGUUUCCUGGGGAAGAAAUACGGAAACGUUGUCAAACUCCAGCUGGGACAAGUCAAAUGCGUUGUGGUCAACGACCAGAAGAAUAUCCGGGAAGCUUUGGUCACCAAAGGGCACCACUUCGAUUCCAGACCAAAUUUUCAGCGGUACAAGGAACUCUUUUCAGGAAAUAAAGAAAACUCUUUGGCGUUUUGCGACUGGUCAGAAACCCAAAAAACACGCAGGGACUUGCUGAAAGCAUACACCUUCCCCAGAGCCUUCAGCAACAAAUUUGCCAGUUUGGAAACCCUCAUCUCCUCGAGCACUAGGACCUUGAUAUCCCAGAUAAUCCCUGAAAAAACUGUGGAAUUGAAACCACUCAUACUACGCAGCUGUGCCAACAUCUUCCUAAAUCAUUUCUGCUCCAAGAACUUCGAAAUCGACGACGAGAGGUUCGUGAGGAUGGUCGAGGAUUUCGACGAGAUCUUCUACGAGGUCAACCAAGGUUACGCCGCUGACUUCCUGCCCUUCCUGAUGCCCUUUCUGAAGAAGAACCUGGGCAGGAUGAAUGCGCUGACGCAUAGAAUCAGGAGUUUCGUCGAAGACAAAGUCGUGGAGAACCGUUACGAGGAGUUUGACCUCGAGACUGAUCCUGGUGACUACAUUGAAAGCUUCAUCAAGUACGUGAAGUCUGGAGACGGUCCUGAAUUGCCCUGGGAUACCGCACUUUUUGCUUUGGAGGACAUUAUAGGCGGCCAUUCAGCUGUUGGAAACUUUUUGAUGAAGCUUUUUGGGUUCCUUGUGGAGCUUCCCGAUGUUCAAAGAAAAAUCCAAGAAGAGAUAGACGCUGUUGUUGGUACAGCCCGAGAUGUGACCAUUGCAGACAGAGGAUCAAUGCCAUAUGUUGAGGGCGUAAUUUUUGAAGCCAUCAGGUUAAUAGCGUCACCUAUCGUUCCAAGGGUAGCUAACCAGGACAGUUCUAUUGAUGGGUACAAGAUAGAGCAAGGAACAGUACUGUUCCUCAACAACUACGACCUCAGCAUGUCCGAUAGGUUGUGGGACCGUCCCGAGGAGUUUCUUCCAGAGCGCUUCCUUAAAGACAACAGACUGAUCAAACCCGACCACUUCCUACCUUUUGGGGGUGGUAGAAGGAGCUGCAUGGGGUACAAGAUGGUACAGUUGGUGUCCUUCGGUAUUUUGGGCGGAUUUUUACAAAAGUACACCAUCCUGCCGGCUGAGAACGAAUCGUAUAAAGUCCCGAUUGGUUCUUUGGCGCUGGCAAAAGAUACGUUUAAGUUCCGAUUCGUCAGGAGAUGAGCCUAGAGAAAUUUGUUAUUUUUAUUUAUUUAAUUUAUUCCGAUUGCAGUUAGAGCUAGAGCUGAGUUAAAAUUUCACGGGAAAGUUCUCCAUGAAAAACUUAAAUCGCAGACUAUACAGUGGUUUCACUCACCAAGUGGAUAUCAUCGGAAGUCAAGUAAAAUUCUAGUCUGUAAUAAAUUAAUUCAUCGAUUUACUAUACUAAAUUUUUCAUGGAAAACUUUUUUGUGUUGAAUCUAUAUAGAAAUGCAGCAAUUAAUCGUAAUAUUGAAUACUCAAUUUUUAAGAAGCUCUAGAGGUAACGUGAUCGUAUUCCUGACUGUAUACCUUUGUAAGUUUGUUGAUGACAUAUAUAUUUAUAUUUGUAAUUUUAUGGAUAUUCGAUACUGACCUUUUGAAGAUAUUUUUAUUAUAUUUUUAUA
Molecule: messenger RNA, 1874 nt
Organism: Anoplophora glabripennis (Asian longhorned beetle)
Lineage: Eukaryota; Metazoa; Arthropoda; Insecta; Coleoptera; Cerambycidae
Product: cytochrome P450 307a1-like
Exons: 3
Coding region: 1-1452 (483 amino acids)
Molecular function (GO): oxidoreductase activity, acting on paired donors, with incorporation or reduction of molecular oxygen; heme binding; monooxygenase activity
Source: RefSeq, a predicted model, not a curated record